AUGGAUCAAGAAAGUGCAAUGAUGAUUGUUUUAUCAUAUGAAAAAUUAAGAAUGCCAACAUUUAGUGUUCGACAGCGACGAACAGAAAAUCCAUUACGUGAGCGUUUACUUGUCAGAAAAUUUAUUGUGCAAUUAGAAAAUUAUUACUAUCAACAGCAACAAUUAUCAAUACCAACAUCAGAUAAUGAACAAAUGGAAAUUGAUCACGAACUUGAAGAUGAUUAA
Molecule: messenger RNA, 225 nt
Organism: Rotaria socialis
Lineage: Eukaryota; Metazoa; Rotifera; Eurotatoria; Philodinida; Philodinidae
Source: the annotation of a GenBank genome assembly